UUUUUUUUUAAAAAAAAGCAAGCCUCCAACAUUACACAGGGCUUAUCAUACCGGGAAGCAGCCCCCCAGUCGUAUCCCCCCUAUCUCCGGCAGCGCCGCAGCGGCACGGCACCGGUAUGAUGGCCGCUGCGAGAAUGGCGUUCGCCUCUUGCGCCCGCCUCCUCCCGUCCUCAUCCUCUCCGCUCACCCUCGCAAGGCCCCGCGCCGGCGCCGUCUCGUUCCUGGCUGCCCGACCGUCGCCGAGAUCCGGCAGGAAUCUUGCUCUCUUCUGCUCUUCAUCACCGACGUCGCUACCGCUAACGGAUGCGGUGGAGGAGACGAAGCCCCCGGUGCCGAGCGGGGACGACAAGGCGGAACCGACCGUGGAGGACCUAGUGGGCUUGCUGGACGUCCGGGUGGGCCGGGUGUUGAAGGCGUGGAGGCACCCGGAGGCGGACACGCUCUAUGUUGAGGAGGUGGACGUAGGCGAGGCGGAGCCCCGGACCAUCUGCAGCGGCCUCGUCAACUUCAUCCCCAUCCAAGACCUCCAGGACAGCAACGUGAUUGUUCUUGCUAACCUCAAACCAAGGAACAUGCGUGGCAUCAAGUCAAAUGGCAUGCUCAUGGCUGCCUCUGAUGCUUCCCAUGAGAAUGUGGAGCUGCUCAUCCCUCCAGAAGGUUCCUUGCCUGGUGAAAGAGUAUGGUUUGGUUCAGAAGAAGAAAAGCAUCGUCAAUCUGACCCUGCAUCACCAAAUCAGGUCCAAAAGAAGAAGAUCUGGGAAGCUGUUCAGCCUCAUCUUAGAACAACAGAUAACUGCAUUGUGGUUCUUGGUGAUAAACAAAUGCGUACCUCUGCAGGCCCAAUUUUCUGCAAAUCGCUUCAGGGUGCAAGAGUGUCAUAAAUCUUUAUGGUGAACAUCUUUCUUGUAUCAUGGAAUCGUGUGUCAUGUACCUUCCCCGCAAAUAAUAACUAUACGAGUAGAACAACAGUGACAGAAUUUUCUUUCCGACUAUUGAGAUAUUCACCAUACUGGAAUCAUUCACAUUUAGUUCUCACUUUUCAGUGUCAAAACUAAGUGCUUCCUGGACAUUAUAUUUAGGAAUUUACAUUAUUUCCUAGCUAAAUUUCAAUUGAAGAUUCAAGGUUGA
Messenger RNA from Sorghum bicolor (sorghum), 1128 nucleotides. Its product is annotated as tyrosine--tRNA ligase, cytoplasmic. Bases 117 to 881 code for a protein of 254 amino acids. Lineage: Eukaryota; Viridiplantae; Streptophyta; Magnoliopsida; Poales; Poaceae. The record is from RefSeq and is a predicted model, not a curated record. Gene Ontology annotation, molecular function: tRNA binding. The transcript has 3 exons.